This is a messenger RNA of Knipowitschia caucasica, 2475 nucleotides long. The record is from the annotation of a GenBank genome assembly. Lineage: Eukaryota; Metazoa; Chordata; Actinopteri; Gobiiformes; Gobiidae.
AUGGCAGCUAAAAUCUACAUCGCCAUCGCCGACCUCCAUCCUAACUACAGUCACGUCAAGUUAGCUGGUGCUGUCAUUGCAAAAACUGAUACCAAAAGUUUUCCUGACAGAAAAAGUUUUGGGGAAGAGAGACACACGUUUGGAUUCACUCUCAGAGACUCUCCCGACUUCUUCAUCAAUGUGUCUGCGUGGGGAAGUGAAGUAUACAUUAACAGCCUUACAAACAGCUUCGCUAUUGGAGAUUGUGUCACAAUUGAUAAUCCCUUAAUCACCCACAAAGACCCAGAGAAAGGUGACAAAUACUGCCCAACAACUCCAAGUAUGUUCAGACUGAGUGUGACAGAAGCCCAUUCUCAGGUGCUUAACUGUGCAGACAUUGUUGUCAUUGAGAGGAUGCUGCCUCUCACCCACCUGCCAGUCAAAGACCCUGGGGACUUCUACUCACUGGGGGACAUCGUGGCCAAUGGACAGACAUUGGAUGGAACAGUCAUCAAUGUGCUGGCGGCUGUGAGAUCGAUCGGGGAGUUGAAGCAGUUCACCACUUCAGACGGACGCAGAGGGCAGAGAAUGGAAGUGAAACUCUUUGAUGACGCUGUGUCUUCAUUUCCUCUUGUCUUCUGGGACAGAGAGGCCAUUCAGCUCAUACAAACGCUGGUGCCCAAAGAGACGGUGCUCUUCAUAGCUGAUGUGAAGAUUAGCAUUGACAGUUUUCGAAAUGCUAUGGUGGCCACUGUUAAUUGCAAGACCAUUAUCACCGUCAAUCCAGAUACAAGAGAGGCCGGUCUGCUGUUCAGCUAUGCCAAAGAGCUGUCAGAGUCUGGAGGGCUCGAAGAGGAGAAGUCCGAAGAGGUCUCUGUUGAGUCAAUCACUGCGGUGUACACUGUGAACCAGCUCAAGCAAAAGGCUUUGGAUGAAUCUGAGCCGUUCUUUGGCGUCACAUACAGCUUCAUCUCCAGACUGGAUCUCGACUCUUCUGUUUCCAAAGUCAUUCGAACACGUUGCACCAGAUGUAAAUUCCAUGUCUCUGAAGAGAAGCAGAGCUGCACAAAUGAGAUGUGUCCAGGAAGAGAGCAGGGUUAUUCUGCUGCUGCCACAUUUGACCUUCUCGUGGACGUGUCGGACCACACUGGAACUCUGCAGGGCUGCAUCUUCAGAAGCCCAGAGGCCGAGAAGUGCUUGGACUGCACUACGGAAGAGUUUACAAAUAUGACUGACGAUGAACGAACAGCUUUGAAAUGGAAAUUUCUUUUGGAAAGAUGCAAAAUAUAUGUUAAGAUACUUCCACCUAAUAAAAUGAGGCCUGGGGUCAAAGGCAUAAUCCUGGGGUUCUCGUUGGCCGAUCCAGGCGAGCUCCAGUGGCACAAUCCGUCUGUGCACAUCACAGAAACCUGCAGUGAUGCCAAAGUUAUGAGUCCCUUCAUCCAAAUUUGGACAACAUCGAAUCUUGAAGUGGUUGAUUCUAAUUCCUGCGCCGUGACACCCUGCAGUCUUAACAUGAAUGUGAACCAGGGGACAGUGGGCAGUGAUCCUGUCAUCUUGGCCACCGCAGGUUAUGACCACACUGUCCGCUUCUGGCAGGCUCACAGUGGGAUUUGCACCAGGACUGUACAGCAUCAAGACUCUCAAGUGAAUUCUCUUGAAGUCACACCAGACAGGAGUAUGAUAGCAGCUGCAGGUUAUCAACACAUUCGCAUGUAUGAUCUCAACUCCAACAACCCCAAUCCAGUUAUCAACUAUGACGGUGUCAGCAAAAACAUCACCUCUGUGGGUUUCCAUGAAGAUGGCCGUUGGAUGUAUACAGGAGGAGAAGAUUGCAUGGCUCGUAUCUGGGAUUUGAGGUCCAGGAAUUUGCAAUGCCAAAGGAUAUUCCAGGUUAAUGCUCCUAUCAACUGUGUUUGCUUGCACCCAAACCAGGCAGAAUUAAUUGUUGGAGACCAAAGUGGUGUGAUCCAUAUAUGGGAUCUUAAAACUGACCACAAUGAACAGCUUAUUCCUGAGCCAGAAGUAUCAAUAAACUCUGUCCACAUUGACCCAGAUGCUAGUUACAUGGCAGCAGUUAACAGCUCGGGUAAUUGUUAUGUGUGGAAUCUUGCUGGUGGCAUGGGUGAUGAGGUGACUCAGCUUAUUCCAAAAACAAAAAUUCCAGCACAUAAGCGCUACUCGCUUCGCUGCAAGUUUAGCCCUGAUUCCACCUUAUUGGCCACUUGUUCAGCUGACCAGACAUGCAAAAUCUGGAGAACUUCGAAUUUCUCUCUCAUGACUGAGCUAAGUAUAAAGAGCAACAACCCUGGGGAGACAUCUAGAGGCUGGAUGUGGGACUGUGCCUUUUCGGGGGACUCCCAGUAUAUAGUGACAGCUUCUUCAGAUAAUCUUGCUCGUCUAUGGUGUGUGGAGACUGGAGAGAUCAAGAGGGAAUAUAGUGGUCACCAAAAGGCAGUUGUGUGUCUUGCAUUCAACGACAGUGUCCUCGGCUGA